Molecule: messenger RNA, 726 nt
Organism: Lachancea mirantina
Lineage: Eukaryota; Fungi; Ascomycota; Saccharomycetes; Saccharomycetales; Saccharomycetaceae
Source: the annotation of a GenBank genome assembly
AUGGCCCCAAAAAGUCGUAAAGAGGACGCACAAAACGUUGGUGCAGGUACAGGAAGUGCCAAAGACCAAGAAAAUGUAUCUAUUGAUGAUCUUCUUUUUCCCAAGAGCACUAUAAUGGCUCUUGCCCGAGAAGCAGCGACGCCUGGAAUAGACGAAAACGCAGAGUCGACCGGGAAGAAGCUCAUACUAUCCAAAGACGCGGUCACCGCGCUUCAAAGAUCGGCUACGGUGUUCGUAAACCAUUUGCUGAUGUACGCCCGCGAAGAAGCCCACUCCCAAGACCGCAAGAAUUGCAACGUCACCGACAUUUUAGAGGCCCUGGUGGCACUUGGAUUCGUUGAUAUUAAGCCAGUGGUCCAGGAGAAGGUCGAGGCGUACCAGCAGAUGCUCAACCUGCGGAAAGCCGCAAAAGUUGUAACAACGGAUCGAGAUCAAGAGAUGAAAGAUGUUGACGGCGCGGAAGAAGACGACGACGACGAAAACGACGAGGACGAAAUGGAGGAAGAGGAUGAUUUAGCAGAAGAAGAGGGAGAGGAAGUGCCAGAAAAUGAAGAGGGAGAGAUACACGAUGAAGAAGAAGAAGACGAAGAAGAAGAAGAAGAAGAGGGAGCUCACGAAGCAGAUGUUGACGACGACAUCGACAAUGACUCUGACAACGACGACAACGACGAUAACAUCGACAACGACGAAGCCGGUGCGGCCAAACGGCCUAGGACCGAUGAGUAA